UAUCAAUUGACAAGGAAUACUAUUGAUAAUCUAGUUAUACACGAAUAGUUCCUCUCAUUGAAAAUGUCGUAUUAUGACAUUGAUGCCAUCUUGACGGAUUCCCAAAAACUACCCUGCACGUUUGAAUUGGACGUACCUGGUCUUGGUAUUUUGGAGGGGAAUGCGGGGGAAAAUAUCAAAGCAGGAACGCGCAUUGAUUUGCCAUUAUGGCUGGGUGAGAUGCUUUCUAUCGGUGCCCGCCUGGGAACCUCCCGCCUAGUCACGCUGGAUCUCCCCUCCGCGCUCUCAGAACGAGUCAUGAAUGCCUUGAAGGCUGAUCCUCGGACGGUGGAUCUGCGGUCCCUGGCACCGCAUUUCUAUAGUUUGAGUGAGCGGAUUCUGGAGCUGUUUGAGGAGGAGGAGUUGGUGGAGGUUUUGAGUAAUACGUUUAAGAAGCGUUCAGCGGUCAUUGCGGAUCAUGCGCAUAAUCCGCAGGGUGCUUUAGGGCAGGGAGCGGAUUUCUUGCGUGGGUUGGAUGAGACGGAGAGACAGCUUUUCCGGGUUGCGCAUGAUAGUGCUAAGGAGACGCGGGUCUGGGCUGGAGAGGCGAAGAAGAAGUGAUGGUAUUGGGUGGAAGGUAUGGG
This is a messenger RNA of Aspergillus vadensis CBS 113365, 623 nucleotides long. RefSeq names its product DNA replication protein PSF3 (gene psf3). NCBI's taxonomy places the organism in Eukaryota, Fungi, Ascomycota, Eurotiomycetes, Eurotiales, Aspergillaceae. The transcript has 6 exons. Bases 64 to 600 code for a protein of 178 amino acids. Gene Ontology annotation, biological process: mitotic DNA replication initiation. Gene Ontology annotation, cellular component: GINS complex. The record is from RefSeq and is a predicted model, not a curated record.